Molecule: messenger RNA, 2962 nt
Organism: Thalassophryne amazonica
Lineage: Eukaryota; Metazoa; Chordata; Actinopteri; Batrachoidiformes; Batrachoididae
Product: retinoic acid receptor alpha-B-like
Exons: 9
Coding region: 811-2265 (484 amino acids)
Biological process (GO): regulation of transcription by RNA polymerase II; retinoic acid receptor signaling pathway; cellular response to corticotropin-releasing hormone stimulus
Cellular component (GO): nucleus; transcription regulator complex
Molecular function (GO): nuclear glucocorticoid receptor binding; zinc ion binding; RNA polymerase II cis-regulatory region sequence-specific DNA binding
Source: RefSeq, a predicted model, not a curated record
AGAGAGAGAGAGAGAGAGAGAGAGAGAGAGACCGUCGGGUACAGACUGGAGGUUACCACAGGACACUUCUGUUUGUGGACCUCAGCAACAACUGGCAACAAGAGGCGCGCGAGCCAAACGGUGGCAUGUUUCUUUUUCACUUUUUUUUUCUUAUUGUUUUUUUUUUAACCUUUGGAUAACCUGCUGCGGGGGGACACGCGUGUGUUGUGUGUCGACGGCGUUCGUGAAGGUGCGUGUGUGAUAUUUGAUGGUUGUGUGCGUGAACCUCGUCGUCGGAACCAGAGCUUGUUUUCACCGACUGGACGCUCUCACGCGCACGGACCUAACGGGGCAGCCUGCUAGCAUCUUCAGCUAGUAAAGCCGUAUAACGUCAAGACGGCAGACGGUCAUGACAUAAAACAACAACAACACAAAAAAACCGUAAGAACCGUCGCCUCUGAGGUCAUUUUAUCGCCAUGUUCGUGCGGUUCGUGUGGCGCUAACGGGCGCAGAGAGUUUUCUUUUUUAGCUGCGCAAGUUGUGCGCACUUGUGGCGCUCGGACUCUGUUUAAGACAAUAAACGAGAACGUUUUGUUUUGUUGUUUCAUUGACAAAACGGACAUCAAAGUUUGCGAGGUGCUCUGAAGACUGAAGGUCACCGAGACCGGUUAUCUCCUCCCCCAUCAGUCUGUUAUGAAGAUGUGAACUCUUCCUCCCCCCUUCCUCUCUGACUGCUUUGAUCUUUUUCUCUAUUUGGUAGAAAUAGAUCAAAAGCGCCGUCUCUCUCUCUCUCUCUCUCUCUCUCUCUCUCUCUGUGACUGUUCUUUGGGGAUGUAUGAAAGCGUGGAUGUUGUGUGUUUGAGUCCCAGCAGUCCCAGCCCUGGUUCCUUCCUUAGCAUGGACUACUACCACAGACCCCCGGGUCUCGGCGGGUGCCUCGGCCCAGAAAAGGGCAUCCUGAGUGGCGUAGGAUUUCAACGCCCGUUUGGAGGGUCCCUGGUGACCGGCAGGCACUGGAGCGGAUCCAGUCACUCCAUAGAGACCGAGAGCACCAGCUCAGGGGAGGACUUACUCGUCCCCAGUCCCCCCUCACCGCCACCUCCACCCCGUGUCUACAAACCUUGCUUUGUAUGUCAGGACAAAUCUUCAGGAUAUCACUAUGGAGUCAGCGCCUGUGAGGGUUGUAAGGGUUUCUUUCGGAGGAGCAUCCAGAAGAACAUGGCGUACACAUGUCACCGAGACAAAGUUUGUGUCAUAAACAAGGUGACAAGGAACCGGUGUCAAUCCUGCCGACUGCAGAAAUGCCUCGAUGUUGGGAUGUCCAAAGAGUUGGUGCGAAAUGACAGAACAAAGAAGAAAAAGGAAGAAAAAAGGUUGGCAGCAGCAGAGAGCUACGUCCUGUCAGCAGACACAGAGCAGAUGAUUGAACGGGUUCGACGGGCUCAUCAGGAAACAUUUCCCUCCCUCUGCCAGCUGGGAAAAUAUACCACGAACAACAGCUCGGAGCAUCGCGUGCCUCUGGACGUCAGUCUUUGGGACAAAUUCAGUGAACUGUCCACCAAAUGCAUCAUUAAGACAGUGGAGUUUGCCAAGCAGCUUCCAGGCUUCACAACAUUAACCAUCGCUGAUCAGAUCACGCUACUCAAAGCCGCUUGCCUCGACAUACUUAUUUUGAGAAUCUGCACUCGUUACACACCAGACCAGGACACCAUGACCUUUUCAGAUGGUUUGACUCUAAACCGCACCCAGAUGCAUAACGCUGGGUUUGGACCACUCACAGACCUAGUGUUCUCAUUCGCCAGCCAACUGCUCCCUCUGCAAAUGGAUGAUGCUGAAACGGGCUUACUCAGCGCCAUCUGCUUACUGUGUGGAGACCGGCAAGAUCUGGAGCAGUCAGAGAAGGUAGACAUUCUUCAGGAGCCAAUGCUUGAAGCAUUGAAGAUUUAUGUGAGGAGGCGGAGACCUGAUAAACCCUGUAUGUUCCCCAAAAUACUGAUGAAGAUUACUGACCUCAGGAGCAUCAGUGUGAAGGGAGCAGAGCGAGUGAUCACGUUGAAAAUGGAAAUCCCAGGCUCCAUGCCACCUCUUAUCCAGGAGAUGCUAGAGAACUCUGAGGGACUAGAAGGCCAUGGAGCUGGGGGAGGAAAAGGAGGAGCAGGAAGGGGAGGAGGAGGAAAUGAGGAAGCAGAACUUGGGAGCUGUCAAUCAAGCCCAUCAUCUGCUUCGGUUCCGUCUCCAAGCCCAAGCUACGUGCCCUGCUCACCUUCCCCCUGUCCCUCCACUUAACUGUCCCACUCCACUCAACACCUAUUCUCAACACAGUGCCCCCUUAGGGACACAGCAUGGUACUGCAGGAAGACUAUUCCACUGAAUAAGAGCCAGAGUUAAGACUGGACCCGUGCUUUAUUUGACAUUGAGACUGGGCUGGAUCCACAGCGUCAUGCAAACUCUGAGCUCAUCAGAAUGAAUACAUGAUUGCUGCCGGGAGAGAAAAGCAGCAGGUUAAAUACACAGAGGGCUGAUUGACACGGUGAUGUCACAUUGUUAACACAGUAUAUAAUUUACCUUCAAGGUUAAUUCUAUGCAGAAUCUAGCUGUUUUUAGCUGGACAUUAUGAGCAUUUAAAAAGAGAAGUGAUACUGUUGUCAUUCUUCAGGCUGUUAGCAUUUCUUACUAGAGCCUGACUGAUAAUACCAGUUGAUGACAACAUCGGUCUAUGUGAGCCUUUCUUGAACAUGUUGGUAUCUACAUUAUUUUUGCCGAUAUGAAAAGUUUUACCAAAAAAAAGAAAUCAAUGCAGACUGUUGAAAAUGUUGUCAUUAUGUAAUUUACCCAGCAGAGAGCACUCUGACGACAUUGUUUACAGUUCUGUCAAGCAUGGCUGGGACCCUCAGCAGCUCUGGGUCACAUUAACUACAACAGACGGAGGGAGGCAAAGCAACCAGCUGCUAUUCAUUUUCAAUCAGACUGGGCAUUUUAGAGU